AUGAAUCAUUAUAUUGGUGUUGAUGUGGGUACUGGUUCAGUUAGAGCCUGUGUCAUUAAUGAUAAAGGGGAAAUUUUAUCCCUUAGAUCAAAGGAUAUUACUAAAGAAGAGUUGAAACCUAAUUAUAUCACUCAAUCAUCUAGGGAAAUUUGGCAAUGCAUUUGUGAGUGUGUGAAUUAUGUUUUACAAGAGUCGCAGAUAAUUCCUAGUUCUGUUUUGGGAAUUGGUUUUGAUGCAACUUGUUCCUUGGUUGUGAUCGAUAAGGAAACCCAACAAGAAGUAGGUGUUGGCCCUAAUUUUGAAGAUGACAACAGGAAUAUCAUUUUAUGGAUGGAUCAUAGGGCUGUCAAAGAGACUGAUGAAAUCAAUGCCACUGGUGAUAAAUGUCUAAAGUACGUUGGUGGUAAAAUGUCGGUAGAAAUGGAGCUUCCAAAGAUAAAAUGGUUGAAGAACAACUUAGCUGAUGGUGUAUUCAGCAAUUGUAAGUUCUUUGAUUUGGUAGAUUAUUUGACUUACAAAGCUACUGAUAAGGAUGUUCGAUCUUUUUCAUCCACAGUUUGUAAACAAGGUUUAUUACCAUUGGGGGUUGAAGGUUCGGACAUAGGCUGGUCCAAGGAAUUCUUCACAAAGAUUGAUCUCGAUGAGCUUUCAAGUGAUAAUUUUAGUGCAAUUGGUGGAAGUAUUCAUUCCGAGCAACUAGAAAAUAAUAUUCGUAGCGUAGGUGAAUAUGUGGGUCAUUUGAGUGAAAUAUCUGCUAAGGAAUUAGGUCUGCCAACAACCUGCAUUGUUGGAUCGGGGAUCAUUGAUGCUUAUGCAGGUUGGGUCGGAACAGUAGCGGCUAAAGUUGAAGAAAUAGGUACCAUCAACAACGAUGACGAUGCUAGUUCUAAAUUGGAUAGUUCCAUUGGAAAUUUAGCAGUGAUUGCCGGUACUUCUACGUGCCAUAUUACUCUAUCAUCAAAGCCGAUUUUCGUUAAUGGAAUCUGGGGACCAUAUAGAGAUGUAUUAUCUCAUAAUUUUUGGUGUGCUGAAGGUGGACAAAGUUGUACAGGUGCUCUUCUUGAACAUAUAUUGACCACACAUCCAGCUUAUCCAGAGUUGCAUGAACAGUGUGAGAAACACUCUGUUGGGUCCUUUGAAUUUUUGAAUAAUAGGCUAGCAGAGUUGCAAAAGGAGAAUAGUGCUAGAUCUAUCAUAUCUUUGGGUAAACAUUUUUUUCUAUAUGGAGACUAUCAUGGUAAUAGGUCACCAAUAUCUGAUGAGUCGAUGAGAGCUGCAAUUAUAGGACAAUCGAUGGAUACCUCCAUAGAUAGUUUAGCAAUUAUGUAUUUAAGUGCAUGUGAAUUUAUUUCACAACAAUCAAGACAAAUAAUAUCAGAACUUGUCAAAGCAGGCCAUACCAUCAAGAAGAUAUAUAUGUCUGGUGGACAAGCAAGAAACCAACUGUUGAUGAGACUGUUGGCAGACUGUACUGGCCUUCCAGUUGUGAUUCCAAGAUAUAUUGAUGCGUCAGUAAUAUUUGGUUCGGCAAUAUUGGGUGCAGUUGCAGUUGAUGCAUAUAAUAUAAAGCAUCUUGAUGGUAAUAAGAAUUGGGAUCACGGUAAAACAUUAUGGAACAAAAUGUGUAAAUUGACACCACCUGGAACUGUGAUAAACCCGAAUGCUGUCAAUCAUCCAGAUCGUGUAUUACUUAAUGCAAAAUACAAGAUAUUCCUUGAUAUGGCAGAAACUCAACGGAAAUAUAGAAGACAAAUUGAUGAAAUCGAAGCGUCAUUUAAUGAGUAA
Molecule: messenger RNA, 1785 nt
Organism: Vanderwaltozyma polyspora DSM 70294
Lineage: Eukaryota; Fungi; Ascomycota; Saccharomycetes; Saccharomycetales; Saccharomycetaceae
Product: putative phosphotransferase
Exons: 1
Coding region: 1-1785 (594 amino acids)
Biological process (GO): carbohydrate metabolic process
Molecular function (GO): phosphotransferase activity, alcohol group as acceptor; kinase activity
Source: RefSeq, a predicted model, not a curated record